This is a messenger RNA of Durio zibethinus, 1426 nucleotides long. The record is from RefSeq and is a predicted model, not a curated record. Lineage: Eukaryota; Viridiplantae; Streptophyta; Magnoliopsida; Malvales; Malvaceae.
CUCCUGGCUGAUAUUGUGAGCAUCGACAAGUUUUGUCCUAAUACACUAACGACAAUUUCAACAGCAAAAAGACAGAAUAAGUAAAAGACCAAGUUGCGGCACUUAUAUAUCUGAACACUAGUUUUCGGUUUCUCAUCGUCCCGCAAAUAAAUCAAUUAUUUAUAGCUCCUUGAUAGUGAGAUCAGAACCAUGGAAACGGUUACUGCAAAAUCUAAAUUAAGCCCUGGAAGGCGUCGGUUGUGCAUGGCAGAAGAUGACACUAUCGAGACCAAGUGUAUUAAGAGACGCCGAAGAGAUCCCUCCACCGGUGCACUAGGCUGCAACAAUCAACAAGGAGAACAACAAGUACAAGGUGAUCAACCUACUGCCACUACAGUGAAGAGAAGUUCAAGAUUCCGGGGUGUCAGCAGACAUCGUUGGACUGGAAGGUUCGAAGCUCACUUAUGGGAUAAAGGUUCCUGGAAUCCGACACAAAGGAAGAAGGGAAAGCAAGUUUAUCUUGGAGCUUAUGAUGAAGAAGAAUCUGCAGCUAGAGCAUAUGAUUUGGCUGCUAUUAAGUACUGGGGAACAUCAACUUUCACAAAUUUUCCGGUAUCUGAUUAUGAGAAGGAAAUUGAGAUAAUGAAGAGUGUAACAAAAGAGGAAUACUUAGCCUCUUUAAGAAGGAGAAGCAGCGGUUUCUCAAGGGGUGUUUCCAGGUAUAGAGGAGUUGCAAGGCAUCAUCACAAUGGGAGAUGGGAGGCAAGAAUAGGGAGGGUGUUUGGAAACAAAUAUCUUUAUCUUGGCACAUACAGUACACAAGAGGAGGCUGCUCAUGCUUAUGAUAUUGCAGCAAUUGAGUAUAGAGGGAUCAAUGCAGUAACCAACUUUGACCUAAGCACAUACAUCAGAUGGCUAAAACCUGGAGCCAAUCAUGCCCUUGUUUCUGAAGAAGUUAAAACAACCUUGGCAUCUCAGCCCAUGACAACAUCUAACCUUUUUCCAAAUGAGCAGACAAAUGACUUACCUCUCUUCAACUCGAAUCCUUUCACAAUAGAAGCCUUUGACAGACCAAAGAAACAAGAUAUUUUGCAAAAGAAGGCCUCUGUAAAUCCUCGUGCCAAGUCAUCUUCCCCAACUGCACUUGGCCUCCUGCUUAGGUCUUCAAUGUUUAACAAACUAGUAGAGCAGAACUUGAAUGCAAACUAUGAUGAAAUUGAAGAGAACGACACAAAGGGGCUGACCGAGAUAGUCGACAACAAUGGAGUGGGAGAAAUGUUCUACAACGAAAUUGAUCAUGUCCCUUUUAUGUGCUCCUCCAAUAGAGACGUCCUGGCUGGGUUAGAAUCAAAAGAAAGUGAACUGCCAUUAUAUAACAAAACAGUGCAGUCCCUGUGGAAUGGUGCCUUAAACAUACCUUCUUUACGUUAACUAACAACCGCAACUG